Molecule: messenger RNA, 936 nt
Organism: Neltuma alba
Lineage: Eukaryota; Viridiplantae; Streptophyta; Magnoliopsida; Fabales; Fabaceae
Product: probable glutathione peroxidase 2
Exons: 7
Coding region: 134-637 (167 amino acids)
Biological process (GO): response to oxidative stress
Cellular component (GO): cytosol
Molecular function (GO): peroxidase activity
Source: RefSeq, a predicted model, not a curated record
UUCCCGUUUCAAUUUCAACGUUCAAUUAAUACCCGGCCAUAAAUAAGUGCCUCGAGCUCUGACUUAUCUCUAUUGCGUCUCUUCUCUUCCAUUCCGAUUCUAAUCUGUUCCCGUCUCUUUUGCUUCUUCUCUCAUGGCUGAACAGAGUUCCAAAUCCGUUUACGACUUCGCUGUCAAGGACAUCCGUGGAAAUGAUGUGAACCUGAGUCAAUACAGUGGAAAGGUUCUGCUAAUCGUGAAUGUUGCUUCACAGUGUGGACUGACACAAACAAAUUACAAAGAAUUGAAUGUAUUGUACGAGAAAUACAAGAACCAAGGGUUUGAAAUCUUGGCAUUUCCAUGCAAUCAGUUUCUUGGACAAGAACCUGGAACCAAUGAAGAAAUUCAGGAAGUUGUUUGCACAAGAUUCAAAGCUGAAUUUCCUAUUUUUGAUAAGGUUGAAGUGAAUGGGAAGAAUGCAGCGCCACUUUACCAGUUUUUGAAAGAACAGAAAGGGGGACUAUUUGGAGAUGGGAUCAAAUGGAACUUCACAAAGUUCUUGGUAGAUAAAGGAGGAAAGGUUGUGGAGAGAUAUGCUCCUACCACCUCACCUCUGAAAAUUGAGAAAGACAUUGAGAAACUUAUUCAGUCAUCGUGAGCUUGAGAUUUGAUUUUAUACCAUAUCCUAUGUAUAACAGCCAAGAGGACACAGAAUAAAAUCGGCCUGGUACUUUCAGAGGAUUAGUGACUUGCCUAAGCGUGUAAUCUGUGAAUGUAUACUCGCUGAAUAAACGGCUUCAAUAUUUAUUAAUGUUGUACCGGAUGUGUUUGUAUUCCCCUGCUUAUCUUUAUGGCUUUGGUCAGAUUAUCAUUAUGCAGCAUAUACAUGCACAUAUAUUAUAGAUACAGUCUCCGGCAAAUUAAUUGUACUUGAAUGCGUUCUUUUAUUUGAGAUUA